Molecule: messenger RNA, 4052 nt
Organism: Linum trigynum
Lineage: Eukaryota; Viridiplantae; Streptophyta; Magnoliopsida; Malpighiales; Linaceae
Source: the annotation of a GenBank genome assembly
AAUCAAGUUUAGUUGAAUAAAAAUUACUCGGCAGAGUUGUGUUCUAUGAGAGUGUUCUCAAGAACCAAAUCCUUGAGUUAAUUGUGUGAGGAAUUCUAUUGCUAAUUCGAGAACCCUUGUCAAGCUUUUAUGUGAGGAUUCAAGAAUCGGUUAACAAGUUUUCUUAUCAAUCAAGUAAACACCUUGAUUGCGGCAAAAUUCUACCUAUCCAUCAUUUAUCGUUCAAGAGAUCGUUUGCUGCGUAGUUCUGAACAAAAGCACUCCCUGAUGCUUACCAAUUUGUCUCGACCAAAGGAUCGAUUGGACGUUCAAAACCCAACGACUUCUGCCAUGGGAUUGAUCUUCAAUGGAGAAGAAGCAACCCUGGAUGCUUCAAUAAGGUCUGCACUGCCAAACUGUGAGGUUAUUGAUGCAAACAACAUCGGUGUUCUAGACCUCUGUUUUCUUUCGAAAAACCAGAGUCUGGGUCCUGAAGCAGCCAACAUAUAGCUGGAGUCUAAGCUGAGGGCCGCUAAUGCAUCUAGAAAGUUGCUUGAAGGUCAAAGAGAGAUUCCCAACACAGCUGACACCUCAAAUCGGUCGGCAACAGCAAGACCCGGUUCGACUCCGAAAACGGGAAUCUCAUAAGAAAGAAUGAGCACGAAUCGAGCCAAACUAAUAUUGGGAAUCAGUUAUUGGGUGAUCAUGGAAGGUGUACCAUCGCAACAACCAGUUCAAAGCGGCCUGAAUUCGGAAUCCCUAAUUUCAAUUUGGAUGUUCUGUGCACACGAAAUUUGACUUCCGAUGACGGCAGGAAAAAUUCAGAUGAUGAUUUGUCGCGUCCCAGGAACCAUCAAGGCUUAGAAUUGAACGACAAGUUUGAUUCUCUGCUGGAGAAAGCUCCCUCAAACAUUGAAUUGAAUAAUGGAAGCUUGGAUUCUGAUUCUGGGCAAUGGCAGGUGUUCGCCGCGAAUUUAAGCGAUCCUAUAGAAAAAGCUCUUCAAAGCUUAGGGUUUGAGAAAUGAAGAAGAGAGGCGGUGUGGAAUGGAAACCCGCAAGGAGCAUAUUCCCUUCUCUGCUUUGUAUUUAUACUUCAUAGAAGGUAAAGGGGUCGUUUGCUUCAAGGAUUUGGUACAUGGAUUUGGUACCAAAAAACCAACUAUCAACGAUUUAGGUACAAUCCGUUGUUUGCUUCAUCCAAUUUUGUUGAAAUAAAUCCGUGGGGCCCACGAAUUUGGGUUUUUUUUCCACAAAUCCCACAUGCUUAUUAGGGAUUUGGCUAGCUGAUGAAAAACCAAGAGCGAAAAUGACACUCAUAUCCCCAUUAUUUUUCAUUAAACCAAAAAUACCCUCUCUAUCCCUUAACCCUAUCUAUCAUUCUAUUCCCCACAGUGUUGUUCUAUUCCCCUCAAACAGAGAAGCUGCGGAAGAAGACUCACCCGCUCGGAAAAGUGCAGAAUCCAGCUCGGCGAACUUCACCCAUUAAUUUCUUGUACUGGUUUUUUUAGCUUUCUGUGAGUCCUGCAUUUUGCAUUGUUCUCAUGUGGCUUCAUUUUUGGAUGGGAAAUGUUUAGUUCUUACAAUGGAUAUUGUGGAAACUACUCUGCUGAUGGAUAUUGGAUUGUCGGCAGGUGUAUGAUCAGUCAAUCUUUGCGGUUUGCCAGCUUGAUUGGCCGAAAUACAGGAUCUUGAUCCAAGUUCUUGACGAUUCGGAUGAUGUGGACAUCCAGUGGUUAAUUAAAGGAGAGGUUGAUAAAUGGAGACAAAAGGGGGUCAACAUUAUCUAUAGGCAUAGGCUUCUUAGAACUGGUUACAAAGCUGGAAACCUCAAUUCAGCAAUGGGCUGUGAAUAUGUCAAGGAUUAUGAGUUCGUUGCAAGGAUGAAAAUUUGCUGACUCGUUUUCGAAAACACAAUGUCUGUCACCAAGUUCAACGUGAUGGUCUCCGGGUUAUUCCAGUUGGGAAGCUCUUAUGAAUGGGUCGUUACGAAAAAGGCUGGCAGGUCAUCAGAAUCAGACCUACUGGCUGCUGCUAAGAGGGAAUCGAAGCCCUCAAUGAUUCAGCCUCAGUUACACAGAGGAGCUUCAGAAAGUGAGAUUGGGCAGUUGAGUUUACUGCAGGAGAAGGCAGAAUCAGUGUCGAAACCGAAGAAGAAGGUGAACAAAAUAUACAGGAAGGAGUUGGCUCUAGCAUUCCUAUUGCUCACAGCUUCAGUCAGGAGCUUGUUGUCUGCUCAAGGAGUCCAUUUCUACUUCCUUCUGUUCCAAGGUGUGACCUUCCUCUUGGUCGGUUUGGACCUCAUUGGAGAGCAAAUGAGCUGAGAGCAGCUUUGGAAGAUGCACGCAUAGCAAUGGCAACCCCUUCCUUUAAUGGGUUAAAAAAGGGCAAUAAGGUAAAUGCAAUUCUUUAUUUCUAAAUCCCAAAUUAUUAAAUCCAUGAUCAAAAUGAAGAAACAAACAAAGGAUUUUUCCAAAUCCAAAAUGCCCCAAAUCCCAAAUAAAACCUUAGGUUUUUAAAUCCCACGUUUAAGUGAAAACCCUCAUUUUACAAUCCUUGAAGCAAACGACCCCAAAGUUACAUAAACAGUAAAAUCGGAAUUGUCUAUUAAACCAAAAUUUCAAAUAAAAAUAAAUACAGGAAAGCCAGGUGUCUUCAUUCUAUUGGUCGUCUUCAUUCCAUCCAACGGUAGGAGAGGAUCACCAUGAUGUCGCUUUGAUCUUCGCCUAAGUCAGAUCGAGGGGAAGGCAGAAACAUUUCGUUUAUACAUGUCGUUUCUCUUCUUCUUUAUUCAUAUCAAUGAACCUACAACUUUCCUUAUGCAAUUCUUCCUCGAGCGAGACCUGCUGAUUCAUUCUUCAUCUUUCUUGAUCGAUACGCCCCCGCAAGCUGGCGAGUAUGCAUUGAAAACUCCCAUCAUGUCAAGUAGAAACCUCUUUCGAACGAGUUACCCCCUUUGUGAAAAUGUUUGCGAUAUGAACAUCACUCCUCACAUGACUUAGCUUAAUCAAUCCAGACUUCAACCUCUCCCUUGUAACGGGAUAAUCGAUCUCAAUGUGCUUGGUCCUUUCAUGGAAAACAAGAUUCUCCUCCAUGUGUAAAGCUGAUCUGUUAUCACAGAAUAAGGGGAUUGGAAGAGGUACCUGAACACCCAUCUCCAACAACAAGUUUCUGGGCCACUGCACUCCACAAACCACCCAUGCUAGGGCCCUAUACUCUGCCUCAGAGGAUGAACGAGACACAAUAGUUUGUUUCUUUGUUUUGCAGGUGAUCAAUGAUGUACCCAGAAAUGUACAAUACCCAGUUAAAGACCUCCUGGAGUCAAGGAAACUUGCCCAAUUUGCAUCACAAAAACCUGACAGCUUGAGGUGAUUUCAGGCCUUGUAAUGGUGAGAUAGUGGAAUCUACCAAUCAAUUUUCUGUAGACAGUAGGGUCUGGCAAAGCCUCCCCUUGAGCUACUGACAGCUUUACAUCACAAUCUACAGGAGAAAGGCAACCUUUGGUUUCAAGGUAUCAUGUGUAAGUUAUAAGUUCCAAACAAUAUUUCUUCCAGCUCAAAGAAAUACCCUUAUGAUCUCUCAGUACCUCCAGGCCUAGGAAGUAAAUCAUUUUUCCAAGAUCAUUGACCUUGAAAUCCUUGCCCAAGAACAACUUCAGUUGCUCAAUAUCUCCGAUAUAGUUGCCUGUAAUUAGUAUGUCAUCAACAUACACCAAAACAACAACUACCCUGCCUUGAAUCCACCUAACAAACAUAAAAUAGUCUGAAGAGGUCUGAGAGUAUCCAUGCUUCAUUAAGGCACUAGUCAGUUUGGAAAACCAUUGCCUGUUGGCUUGUUUAAGCCCAUAUAAAUACUUCUUAAGUCUAUAGACAAGACCCUAAUCUCUAGGAACAUUGGCACCAUGAGGAAUCUCCAGAUAAACUUCGUCCUCUAAAUCUUCAUGGAGAAAUGCAUUGGACACAUCCAUCUGGUGGAAAUACGAAUCCUUAGAAGCAGCCACAACUAACAAAGUCUUAACCAAGUUAAUCUUGGCCACUGGUGAGUAAGUAUCCAGAAAAUCAAUACUAUAAAUUUAA